This is a messenger RNA of Microplitis mediator, 5259 nucleotides long. It is a transcript of the gene Pax, whose product is annotated as leupaxin-like. Lineage: Eukaryota; Metazoa; Arthropoda; Insecta; Hymenoptera; Braconidae. Bases 468 to 2219 code for a protein of 583 amino acids. The transcript is spliced from 9 exons. The record is from RefSeq and is a predicted model, not a curated record.
UUCUACUUAUAGUGUCGCGGGACGGACAAGUCGUAAGUUGAGUCUCUUAAACCAGACACUUUCUUUUCAUCUGUAGUAUGCUGUUUAUGUGUGAUUUGUUUUAAAAGUCAACAAGUGUCUUUAGAUUUCAGUUAUUUACUGUGUUCACCGUUAAUAAAUUACUCUAUUUUUGUUGACAGUAAUCGGAAUCAAUUUUACUGAUGACAAAUCUAUUUUUUAUUUAUAAUUGAUUUAAUCUUCAAGAAAUUUGAAAUUUUUUAAAUGGCAAAAACAAAACAGUGACGUGUUGAUUAUUUUAACAAGAUUAUUGUAGUACAAGUUUUAGUUUUGUUGACUUUAAAGAUAACUAUUGAUUAUGAGUUUUUUAAAAUAAUACUCCACAGAUAAUAUAGUUCAAAUUCAUUGGGCUCAUUUUUUCAUUUUUCCAUUAUCUAAAAUAGUGAUAUAAAUUAUUAAUCAUAGUAGUUAUGGAUAGAACGAUGUAUGAAAAAGUACACUAUGGACCAACUUAUCGGCCUUACAGAAUUACAUUAAGGAGAGGCAGAGAUGCCGAGGCUCCGGGAUAUGCAUUGUUAGCUGAUUUACAAAAUACAGUAUCGUCUGAUGGAAACCAUCAUUUAAACAAUAAAACAACACCAGGAUAUGGAUCAUUGAAUGGUAGUAGGACUCAUUCAUCAAAUAACUACCGAUCUUAUGACAAUCGAACGUCACCGUUACCUCCUCAAUCGCCGACCUAUCAAAAUCGUGAAGUCAUAGAAGAGACUGUAAAAACUUCAGUACCCUACCAACCAUCAGGAAAAAUGCCAUCUUUGAAUAAUAAUCUAUCAGAAUUAGAUACAUUACUUCAAGAUCUAAGUAAUGCACGUUACAAUUCUCAUUCCAUAGAACGUGAUACAAGAUCAUCUGCUGGAGCUUUAAGUAAUGGUGCAAUAAGUCCAAUGAUGAGAUCUCCAAGUAGUUUAUCAGCAUCACGUCCAACUGUAGAUGCUCUAUUAGAAGAAUUGAAUACUGCAGUACCAAAUGGAGAGUAUGGUCAUGAGGGGAGGGUAAAAGUUACAAUUCAAGAAACAUCAACGGAAGUUCAACCAGUUUAUGAAAGUCAUCUAGGGCAGCAAAAUUCGUUAGAACGGUCGAUUGAAUCACAUCGGAGCUACGCUAAUGGUCAUACUGCUAGUAGUGCAACAAAAGAGCUAGAUGAUCUAAUGGCCUCUCUUUCUGAAUUCAAGAUAAAUAGUAGUACUCAUCAACAUCAGACAGUGACAGAUUCACCCUACGCAAAGCCGAACAAGGCGACGAAGAGUGCUUCAAGUCCGUUACUCACGGAAUCUGGUGGAUCAGCACAAACUCGCAUUCACUUUUCUGAAACCCACACAUCACACCAGUACCAGCCACAGCAAGGCGAGAGUAGUCAUACAGUGACAACCCACGUCAAGCAAAACCAGUUAGAUUCUAUGCUUGGUAAUCUCCAAGCAGACAUGAGUCGUCAAGGUAUCAAUACAACCCAGAAAGGAUGCUGUAAUGCUUGCGAGAAGCCUAUUGUCGGCCAGGUUAUCACUGCCUUGGGUAAAACGUGGCAUCCAGAACAUUUUACCUGCACUCACUGUCGUGAGGAGCUUGGAACUCGUAAUUUCUUUGAACGAGAAGGUCAUCCAUACUGUGAGAAUGAUUACCACAAUUUAUUCUCGCCUCGGUGUGCCUACUGCAAUGGGCCUAUUUUGGAUAAAUGUGUGACUGCUUUGGAAAAAACUUGGCACACAGAGCAUUUCUUUUGUGCUCAGUGUGGCAAGCAAUUUGGUGAAGAUGGUUUUCAUGAACGUGAUGGCAAACCUUACUGUCGUGAAGAUUACUUCGAUAUGUUUGCUCCUAAAUGUGGCGGAUGCAAUCGCGCAAUUAUGGAAAAUUAUAUCUCAGCGCUUAAUAGCCAGUGGCAUCCAGAUUGCUUUGUUUGCAGGGACUGUCGACAAAAAUUUCAAGGCGGUUCCUUCUUUGAUCAUGAAGGUUUGCCAUAUUGUGAAACACAUUAUCAUGCAAAACGUGGGUCUCUUUGCGCUGGCUGUCAUAAACCAAUUACUGGCCGUUGUAUCACUGCAAUGUUUCGUAAAUUUCAUCCAGAGCAUUUUGUCUGCGCCUUUUGCCUUAAACAGCUCAAUAAAGGGACAUUCAAAGAACAAAAUGAUAAGCCUUAUUGCCAUGGUUGCUUUGAGAAGCUCUUUGGUUAAUUAUUUAAUAAUACAAGGAUAAAAAAAUGUUUUCUAAAUAUUAAAUGAAAAAAUAUCAGUUAAUUUUUAUAAAUUUUGAAUUUUAUUUUGCGUUAGAUAAAUAAAAAAAAGUCAAGAAAAUAAAUAAGGUAAUUGUGCAGAAUUGGGACGUUGCCUCUUUUAGACUGUUAAAAAAUAUUUUUGUUAUUUUAGAAGUUUUUAAUUUCUUGCUAAUUGGGGACCCUCGAGCGACAAAAAAAAAAUGAAAAAAAAAACGGAGAAUUUCCGCUUUGCGAAUUCUAAGAUUUAAUAGAUUUAUACGGAAUAAAACUUACAUAAAAAAAUUGUUGAUGAUUUUGCUAGUGAAUGAAGUCAUCUGAGCUUGAGUAUCCAUGUGGAAUGUAUUUUUUCAUUAUACCAGCAUCGAAACUUCAAGUUUCAGUGUCUCUACAGCCCGUAGAAACAAGCUAAUUUCAAGCCGAUGCUUCAAUUAACUGCUAGCGAAUUCGUAAUUCAAAAAUACCUUCAUACAGCGAGCAGAAAAAAUUUUGUUUCUUCCCUUGGGAAGAAACACUAUUGUUUCUGCCCGGUGUCAGUUAUAUUUAAUGUUAAUUUUCUCACCUCCGGGCGGAAAGCGUCACUUUCGUCCCGCUGUGCAAAACGAAGUUGCCGCUUUCCGCCUCCGUCGAGGAGAAAAAUAGUAUACACUCCUCGGAAAGUAAAUUAGAACGACUCAAAUCACAUGUUUGUUGAGACAUUUCUUUACUUCCCUAGGUGUGUAAUAUACUAUUGCAGCCUUGUUACUCUCAUUUAUUUACUUGUCACUUCAGUUUACUCAUUUCAUUUUUUAAGUGACAAUCUUAAUUAACCAAAUAAAAUUACUAAAAAAUGAGUGAAAAUAAUAUUUUUGUAUUAUUUACUAUUUAAUAAGUGACUGUAAAUCACAUAUUUCUCAUUCUCUAACAAUUCUCCGCAUCAUCGGCUUGAAAAUAACUUGUUUUUUACUGGCUGCUGACAUUGAAUCUUGAAAUUCCGAUGCAGGUAAUCAUGAAAAAUAUAGUGUGUGACAAGGGAUGAAACAAGACGAUUUCAGACUAGGGUGAGGUUGGCUGCCCGAGCCGCAGGCGAGGGCUGACAUCACCCGCAGUCUGAAAUCGUGUUUUAUCCUGAGUCACACACUAUACUAUUAAUUAAUAAUUUUCGAAGUUUGGGGAUAUUAUGGGAACCAUGGACUGUUUAAACAGACGACAUUAAAAAAAAAAACAAAAAUAAAAAAUAAUAACGAUUAUUCUAAUAAAAAUACAGUAAAUUUAUGAUACAGUGAUAGAUAACAAAAAAUUAUAUUUAGGAAAAAAUAAAUGAAUUUGGGCUGGAAUAGAACUAAAAAAACUAAAAUUGUAAAAAAUUAGAAUAGUUUUGUACAAUUUGUCAAACUUUAUGGUUUUACUUAAUUUCAUUUAGUGAUAAAAUAUUUUCAGAAAUCGAAGUAUUUUUUCUUACUAAAAAAAAAAUGUGUACGUGCACACUGUGGGAAACAAGGUAAAAUGAUUAUUUUUUUUCCUUUUUCUUUAUUUAAAGUCGCUUGUUUUGACAAUUCACGGCUGUCAUAAUACCUUGAAACGUUGGAGUUAAUUAAAAUACUUACCGUACGAAUAUUCCAGUUUAGAAAAUUUGAUCUGCUAAUGAAAACACGAAGAAAUUUUCUAUGUAAAUUUUAUUCCAUAUAAAUCUAUUUUCUAAAAAUUUUCUAAGCUAAAAUGUUCGGCUUCUUUUCAUUUUUUUAAUCGCUGAAAGGCCCCUAAUCACUUAUUUGAGAUAGUGGAAUGAUGAACAAAAUAAAGUAAUCGCAUAAAAUUAAUUUCUGAACAAAUUACUUUUUUUAAAAAAAAAAAAAAAAAAAUAACAAAAAAGUAACUUUACAAGUGAAAACAUAUUGCAUCUACUAUCGCAUAAUUACCAAUGCAAUACUAGCGUUUUUUAUUAAUAGAUUUAAGUUAUUUUGUCAGUUUUAACUUUAUUGACAAGACAUUAUAAUCAUUCACUUUUAUUAUGAUUGAAACUAUAAUUUUUAAUAUGAUUGAAAUUUAUAAAACAGAAGUGCUUUAAGAAUAAUUUUGGUUUCACUACCAAUAGUUGUAUUUAUAUAAUGUGUAUAGAAAAUUAGAAAAACUAAUGAUUCAUUUUGUUCGACUAUGAUAUUAUGGAAUUUUUAUAAUAUUUUUCAUUAAUCUUUUAUUUUUAAUUCAAAUAAUAUAAUUACUUUUAAAUACUAAUGAUUAAUGGUACUAUUAAUACAGUAUUAAUAUUACUAUCAAUAACUAAUCAAUAUAGAUGAUAUACCUAAAAAAUAAAAAAAAUAUAUAUAUAUACUAGGGUGAUCCAAAAAAUAACAAAUUUUUUGGAACACCCUAAUAUAUACACAAUAUAUAAUUAAGAAUGAAAAAAUAAUAAAAAAAUUAAUUAAAAAGUUGUACUCUGAUAAAAAUUUGAUCUAACAAAGUAAAUAGUUAAAUUAUAAUAAAGACAAUCAAAUCAUUAAAACUUAAGUAUUUAUGAAUGAGUUAUAUAUAAAUUUACAAAAAAUUUGAAAAUGAUUAAAUUAAUUCAUUGAUUUUCCAUUGUUUCAAAAUUAUUUGGCCAAUUCGGUUUCUUGCUUGAAGUAUGUAGAUCUCCAUGUAUUAAAUUGUUUUACCCUGAUUAAAAAAAAUGAUUUAGAUGAUUUACAAUGUUAAGUGUUCGUAAGAGUAAUGAUUUUAAGUUAUUUAAAUAUUUGAAAUUAUUUAAAAUGAUUUGAGUUAAAAUUAUUUUAAUUCUUGAUCUAAGUAGAGCAGAGUUCAGAACGGAAAAACAGAUGUACAAGUAAUGGCAAAAUGGAUGUGCUCAGAAGGGCAAUAAGCCAAAUUAGCCAAUUCAAUAUACAUAAUAAUUUUUUGUUACAACUGUAAAUUAAAAUUUUUAAUACUUUAAACACUUCAUUGGUUCAGACCAAUUAGAAGACCUAUGUAACAAAAAAAUCAAACCAAAAUAAAGUAAAAGUAUGCAUUGUAACUGAUAACUGUAA